AUGAUCCGUUGGCUUGCUUGGCUUUUGAGAGCAAACUCCUGUGGCAAAAUAAUAAUAUUUUCUUUUCUCUCUUCUUUUAGAUCUCUUCCUGUACCCAGGCGUCAUACACCAUACUUCGGACAACCUGACUAUCGCAUUUACGAGCUCAACAAGAGGCUACAACAGAGGACAGAGGAAAGUGAUAACCUUUGGUGGGAUGCCUUCGCCACUGAAUUCUUUGAAGACGAUGCAACGCUUACAUUAACAUUCUGUUUAGAGGAUGGGCCCAAAAGAUAUACAAUAGGUAGGACAUUGAUCCCUCGCUACUUCCGAAGUAUUUUUGAAGGCGGUGUAACGGAGCUGUACUACAACCUAAAGCACCCUAAGGAAUCCUUCCACAACACUAGUAUUACUCUAGACUGUGAUCAGUGCACAAUGGUGACCCAUCAUGGCAAACCAAUGUUUACAAAAGCUAUGUGGUCUGUGCAGGUGUGCACAGAAGGACGUCUCAUCCUGGAUUUCACUUUCGAUGACCUCAUGCGCAUUAAGUCGUGGCAUUUUGCUGUGCGUACACACCGGGAGUUGGUGCCACGUUCUGUGGUGGGAAUGCACUCGCAGCAGGAUCCAGGAAUGUUGGACCAGCUUGCCAAAAACAUUACCCGUCAGGGCAUAACCAACUCCACCCUCAACUACCUCAGGCUAUGUGUGAUUCUUGAGCCAAUGCAGGAGCUUAUGUCACGUCACAAGGCAUAUGCGCUUAGCCCUCGGGACUGCCUGAAGACAACAUUGUUCCAGAAGUGGCAGCGAAUGGUGGCACCGCCGGGUAAGCGAGAAUCACAACGGCCAGCCAACAAACGGCGGAAAAGGAAAGGUUCUCAGUCCGGAGGAGCAGCCAAUAGCACGCCUCCUGCACCAAACAAAAAGAGGUCACCAGGCCCCAACUUCUCAUUAGCGUCACAAGAUGUGAUGGUGGUAGGUGAGCCAUCUCUCAUGGGCGGUGAAUUUGGAGAUGAGGAUGAACGCCUCAUAACACGUCUGGAGAACACGCAGUAUGAUGCUGCUAACUCAUUGGACCAUGACAACCAUGGCUUCUCGGACUCGCCUAUGACGGGUGGGCCCAACUCGUGGGGUGGAGGUGGGCCUGUGGGCGGGCCAGGGGUGGGGGACCGAGGCCCCACAGGUGUUGGAGGGCCUCCACAGGGUAACACACCUUCCAGUCAGGACUCUGACAAGAAGUCUCCGGCAGUGAGUCAGUGAUAGAAACAGUGUGUGUUACUGCCAAAAAGGAAGAGCAUUAGCCAACAUUGUUCUGUCAGUAUUCAGUGCCAGCCAAAUUAAUGUGCGAGGAUAAGACUCGGUGUACAGACACUCUUUGAAGUGCUUUAAGCGGAGCUCUCGUAGCAUUACGGUAUUAUUAUGAUAUUGUAUCAGGUGGCCAGCAUAUUGUUCAAUUCCUUCAAGAAAUGGAAAUUCUGAGAACCAUUAUACAUAUAAAUACUCGGGAUGUGACAUAUCCAAGUAUCCAUUUUCAUUUUUUAAUAUUCUAAUUUCAUUUGUCAUUGUUUUUCCAAUAUGAUUCAUUAUGAAUCUCAUUACGGUAGUUUGUGGUAGCCUUUAAGGUUAGUCAUGUUAUCACAUAAUUAAAAAUGACACAAAAUUUUUGUACAUUUGUAAGUGUGCCAAGUUUUCAUUGUAAUUGAAACAUCUCAGAUGAACACAUUACACAUGUAACAUCUUGUAACUUUAAAAAUUCACUAUGAAAUUUCAGUGUGCUUGAAGAAAUUGUGAAAGGACAGAAACAUGUAUUAAAUACUGGUGGCCAAAAUUUUUAAUGAAUGUUAGAAACAUUUACUAAGUUAAAUGGAUAAAUUGGAAUUGGAUGAAAGAAUCACAGUGAACAAGUGUGUGGGUGCGUGUGAAUUUGUUUUUGUAUGCUUUUUUUGAGUUUGUAUUAUUUGUACACAAACUUUGUGUUAUAAAAUUUUGUGGUCAGAUUAAUCCUGGUGACUUUUUUUGACACUCAUUUGUUCUAGUCUUGUUUUCACACUUGUUGUUCAUAAUCCUCUCUUAUUUUCAAUUUUAAUUUUGCUGUUGGAUAUACUAGUAUCCUAUGUAUAAUGCUUCUCAGUUUACUCUCAAAUGACUUAAAGGCACUUGACCACUCCUGUUAAUAAAUUCUCUUCAGAAAAAAAUGUGACUUCAGAAUUCAUUACAAAAGUAAAUAUUGGUACAGUGUUUAUUAUUGCAAAUUCUUCUACUGUGAAAAUUGAUUAUUACAAUCAUGUUGACUGUACAUAUGACUUAAUGUCAUUAAAAGCAAAUAAAUUUUGGAUAUCUUGGUGAAACAGGAGAAGUUGAGAGAACUGUCAUGCAGUUUCACUGUAUCUCCUGGUUAAAUAUUUAAAUUCAUUCUAGUCACAGUGCUUGCAAACUGCAGAGUAAAUCAAAUGGUAAGACAAAACCUAAAUGCAUUUUUUUUCAUAUAUAAGUUUGUGAAAUACUUCCACAAAAUGCAAGGACUAACUCCUUACCUAAAUGACAAACAAUAAUACAAAAUUACGAUUUUGUGCAAAAUAUUUUUGCAAUCAACUAAUUCUAUUUGACAAUUGAUUUACUCUGCUUUUUUCAUGGUGUGAUUUUUACAUUUUGAUAAAUAUUAUUGGAAAUUUAGAAAUGUGUAGAACAUUGGUAUUAUCUGUACAGUGAAAUAGCUUAAGUUAUAAUUCUCUGGUUACAUCCAUCACCACAUUUAAAGUAGUGCAGUUCAUGUCACAUAGGUGCAAAAAGUGUAACUGUUAAUCAAAAACAUUGAUAUGAAUGGUAAUGGUGGAAAGGUUUUCUCAAUUACAUUUGUAAUAGUUCUCUGAUGAUUAUUAACAGAGAGAGAUUUUGUGUUGUAAUUUAGAUUAAUUUUCUACGAGAAUGACAUUAGGACUGCAAAAUAUCUCAAGUUAUUUGCAAAAGCUGAAAGCCUAAGCAAGUUGUGAAAAAAAAGAAUGUGAAAAAAAUCUGUAAGAACUUGGGACAUUUUGGAGCACUGUUCUUCGAAAGUGGUGACAUCACAAAAAUAGUUUUUGUUUCUUUUUUCAAACGCUCAGAUCAGUGUCUUUCCACUCGAUAUGUUUUCACAUAGAGAAAUUUUUAAUUAUGCAUUCCAAGUCACAUUUUACUGUAUUCUUAAAUUGUAUAUGUCAGGGCAGGUAUUUCAUUGCCGUUGUUUAGCCAUAUCUUGUCAUGUAAGUGUAGAAAAUAAAAUAUUUGAAAAUAUAGAGUAGUGUGUGUUUGCAAACAGGAAAAGGGUGUUAAAUUUUUUAUUUAAUUUUUUUAAAUUUGGUUUUUAAUUUUUGUGCAUUUGAUCAACUAUUUAACAAAAUAAAAACAAUAUAAACUAGUAUUUUCAUUAGAGUUAUAUUGUUUAUGUUACACAAUUUAAUAGUAUAGUGUUUUGUGACUUGGCCAGAGCUAAGUAUUGUUCACAACGGGUGAAGCAGUAUUAAAAUAAUUAUUUAUUUAACAUGGAUUAUUUAUACUUCCCAAAAAAUAUUUAUCCUAGAUUAUAAAUUUAAUUCAUUUGCAAAUGGCAACAUUUAGUAUGAAAAAAAUAUGUUUGCCUUUUGCAUUGUUCAUGCAUUUAUUUUCUUCUCUGCAUGAUUUCUCUUAUUGAUGUUGCUAUAUAUUUUUUGUUGCGAAUGACUUCUUUUUAACUCUGAUCCAAAAUGUAGUUGAAUAAUUUGUCAAAAUGUUAGGUAAAGCGUGAGUAGGAAGGAUAUUGUUCCUUUUUUGGGAGAAAGUUGUCUAUUACCUACUUUAGUUAUCUUCCUUUGUAAUUUUAAAAGAAGUUACUCUUAGAAAAUGGAUUAAGUAAUCAUAUGAAAUGUAAUGAUCAGUUAUUCAUUACCUUUGCCAUACUGUGCAUUCCAGAAAAUGUGAUAAAUUAUUUCAUGAGAAUUUGACCUUUCUAUUAACAAACCAUUUAAGGAACAAAAUGCUAUUGCAUAAAUCAGUUUUAAUACUAGUCUUUUCUGGGUACUGAGAAAGGUCAUUAUCAAAUUUUUUUCUACUCUUUUGCAAUUAUUUUAUUGGAAAAACAAAAAACUUGUUUUAAUACUACAUUAGUUAUUACUCUUGAAUGUUGGAAGUAUGCUCUUGGCAAAAAACAAAAGAUAUCCAAAAUACCAGUUUUUCAUAACCUUUUAUAUAUCUGCAUUUUGUGAACUAUUAUCUUUGCUAUGUUUCACUAUUGCUUAUAAGUUGUUUCUGAUUGUUGAUGUUGAUCUCAGUGGUGAUGUCUCCAUAUGUCUCUUCAAAAUGAUUUUUACAUUGUACAUAAAAAAAUGAAAAUUCCACACUUAGGAGAAUAGUUAUAUACUAUAUUAAUGUGAAUAACAACAGUAAUCUUUACAUAGAAUGCAAAUGCAUAUUGCUAUCCUAAAUUUUUAUAUCUUUUUAUAUUUCUAAUCGGCAUUUAGUGUGAAAAAUGAAUACUGAAACAAUAGUUACAUUGACAUACAUGUGAAUAUGUUGUUGUACAGUAUCAUCAGUUUCCUCACAAGUGGAGAAAUUCAGUAUUAGAAGUGCCAAUGUUGUGCUUCAUAUGGAAUGUCAAUUUAUAAUUUUAGCAUGGUGCUGAUUUUGAAUUACAUAAAUUUUGUGCCGAGUACUCUUGAUUCAGCUAAUAGUAACACUCCAAUUAAAUCCACUAAUGAGGUGAAGUGAUGAGCUUUAAGCUAUGUACACCUGCUAUGCAAAACUAUAAUACUACUUUUAAAUAAUAGUGUUCAAUACUAAAAAUGUUUCAUGCAUUCAAUGCAUGGUUGGAAUUUUAUUAGCUUCAAUGCACUUUGUACUCUGCAUCAUCUAAGCAAAAGAAAUGAACAUGUGAGCAAUGUUGACACUUUGAAUAUUUAAAAUCAGUUUGAAGAUACACUUGUUUUGAUUGAGAAAAAACACAUUACUACACUUUUAUGAAUUGUGCUUAUUGCAUUUUCCUAUUAAAUCUCACAAUGAUAUACAUUUUGUUACUACAUACCUAGAAAUUUUUCUGCAUUCAUCUCUUAAUGAUUAAUAUUGCUUUCAGGUUUCAGUCAUUAGUAUAUUAUAAAGCUAUAAAUAAUAAUCCAAGUUUAUCAAGCAAUCAGUGCUUAAUAUUGUUAUUAACUUUAGAACCGUAUUCAUUUCAGUGUUUUCAAUAUUAUAGAUAUAAAGACACAGAAACUAUUUGAAGCACUUAAUUCAUAAAUAUUCAUAAAUGUGGCCAAUGAAUUAUGAAUUAUUAUUUACAUGAUUGGGCAUGUGCAAAUGAAUAAUCAAAGUAAAUUGUGAUAAAUUUCUAUAGAACUCCUUGCAGAGUGUAUCCAAGUUAAUUUCCUAUUUAAGCCAUCUGAAAUAUUUUCCAUUUCAUUGAACAUUGCAGUUUUUAUAACUUAAUAUCAGAACCUAUGAAGUUUCUCUGAGGUGUGAUUAUUCCCAAUUGAAAUUUGAAAAUUACUUCAGCUUUGCUCAGAUGUACAUUUAACUUAAUAUUAAUUUUGCCUUCAAGUUUCAUAUGUAGUGUUAUCAUUGUGAAUGUGACAUAUGGAUGAGUUUCUAAACUUGAUAUCAAUUCUGUGAUUAAAUAUUAUAGUAUUGAAAUAUAUUCUCACCAACAAUACAAGAAUGAACAAGGUUAUGAAAUGCAUGAAGCACCAUUAUCGUAUCGUUUUAGUGUGAGGCAAUAAUAAUUUAGUGUAUGGAGUGUGUUCAAAUCUUCCUUUUCUGAAUUCUAAAACCUGACAAAUUCAUCGUGUAUUUUUUUUUUUUUUUUUUUAAGUUACUAUGAAGGUUUUGCAUAAUUGGCUGGUCACCUGCAUUAAACAUUAUCCUCAAUGUCAGAAUGUCUUUUGGUAAAUAUGCACUCAUAUCAAGUUGUAGGUACUUAAGUACUUUGACAAAAAGUACAAAGGACAAUAGUUAAAUCAGUACAUUACAAAAAGACAUUGAGGCAAAGGACUGGUGGUAUUCAAGUGUAGUAUUACCAAGAGAAAACAGUGCAAACUGAAGGAAUUCCGUGGGACCUCUGCAAAUGACUAUUUGGGGAUGGGUUUUAGGUUGUAAAGUAAUGACAAAUGGACAUUUUCCUUGUUGUACUAGAAUGUGAGUGUUUUUAAACUUAUUGAGAAAAUCUUUUAGACUCUCCCCAUAGAGAUAAGGACAUAAGCCCUAUACCCUUUUAUCAAAUGUUGUGAAUUGACCAAAUGAUCACAAAACACUUUUUUUUAAUUAAUUAUAUGUUCAUAAUGUUUUUGGAAAAUUAUGUACAAUCUGCAUGAAUGUGCAGAAUCAAUUCCAAGUUUUGAAUUCCAAAAAGUCAAAAGUGGAACCAAUUGUUCUAUAGAACCAGUUUUUAGAUUCUUUGAGUGAUGUCAGUCUAAAAUAUUACUGUUCCAUAUAUAAUUUGUACAUCAUAUUUGAUGUAUGCAAAGCCUACUGUAUAACCAGUGUGAGAGAUGGAAUGAUUGCAAUAUUUUAUUUGCAAAUUGUUUUAAAUGCACAUCAAGUGUGACAGCAAACUUUGUGUUGGUGUUGGAAUGAAAGCUAUAAUAUACCAGAAAUUGUACUGUUUUGGGACUUCUUCAGCAUUUUUCACAAAGGUCUCAUCAGUUCCAACCAUAUACUUGUAUUUUUAUGAACUUUUUGUCAGUAGUUGUGUGUUGUCUUAAAUAUUGUUCAGAUUGCUUGGUUGGUUCUUUUCAGUUUGUUUGGCUGAUUGAAUGGUUGGUUGGGUGUAUCCAUUGUGCAACCUCAUGCUGUAGAUUCAGGCUGUCCAGUCUACAGUGGCAAUGUUGCUUAGCCUGGACUGCUUGCUCUCCCAUUGCAGUAUGACAAUACAUAAAACUAAAGCAAGUAAUUGACUGGGUGUAAAGUCAUUGCUACCUUGUGCACUAUUUCUACAUUUCCAUACCUUGUAGUGUUAUUCCCUGUACAUGUACCAUUCUGCAUUUGUGAGAUGUCUUUAGGCAAUUGUAUAACCUGUUUUGGAAGUACCUGAAGGUAUGAAACUUGUACAUACAUUUCACACAUUUUUCUAUGAUUUUUAAACAUUAUCAGGGAAUAUGCUCAUCUAGGGCAUAACAUUUUAGAUAGAGU
Gryllus bimaculatus (two-spotted cricket) is the source of this 7104-nucleotide messenger RNA. The record is from the annotation of a GenBank genome assembly. NCBI's taxonomy places the organism in Eukaryota, Metazoa, Arthropoda, Insecta, Orthoptera, Gryllidae.